AUGGGUGCGUCGCAAUCGCUGGAUGCGGUUUUCGGGUCUCCACACAUCCCCAGUAGCUCGGAGCAGGCAGAUGUGUACCAGUAUCUACGUCGCGUCGAAAAAACACUGUGGGUCACGGGUCCCUUUUGGAGCGAAAGCGACGUCGAGUCUGUAGAAUCGAGAACCUCAAGCCCCACCAACCUUGAGGCAACACAUCGAGACCCCUUUAAGAAAAUGACUCCAAGCGAAGCUCUUUGCGCCAUUUCAACGAUGCUGGACGAGACGUGGGUUUCCCCACUAGUCGCGCUGGUGGAUUGUGUGGAUCCAAUUGCAAGGAGUGCGGGGCUUGCAUUACUAUCGAGGAUUGUUCAGCGAGCGUCGGUGGCCAAGAUCUUUCUCGCUGUAAAGGGAAUGGACAAGGUCAUGGCUCUGCUCGACAGUCAAGAUCAGCAAGCGACGCAUCUGGCACUCGAAGUCAUUUUUGCUCUCUGUGCCGGCAGCUCAAACGUGAUUCGACCACUCUGUGAGGCUGGGCUCAUCGGACGUCUAACAGAACUGAUUAAACGAGAUAAUGAGGAGCUCGUAUUGGCUUCGCUCAAGGCUCUACGACUAACGCUGCGACAGAAUGCUGUGAAAGCCGAGCUAUCGACUUAUAAGACACUUGGGGUGCUGAUGGAUUUAGUACACUCGCCACACCCUGCAAUAGCCAGGACUGCCGUCGCCUCCAUUGGACUUUCCCUUCCAAACACCGAGAACUUAGUGGAGCUGUUGCGACUUGGUUGUAUCGACACUUUCCUGCGUCUUAUGUCGCCUACAAACCCGAAUGUCGACGUUGUCAUCUUCGCAUUAUCCCUCAUCGCUGACGAGACCGACACGAUUUUUCCACGAGAGCAAACCACAGCGGCACUAGGACGUAUGCUCGAGACGCUUCGAGGUGCAGCAAAGAGAUCUCCCGCCGCGAGUGCAACGAGUUUCCUGUUCGCGAGUCUAGCCAAGUCCAGUAUUUUUCACUCCUCGAUCUGUUCCGAGACCAAUUUGGGUAUCCUCGCGAAGCUGCUGGUCGGUGGCUCGCCUGAAGUCCUUGUAUCCACUGCAUACGCGCUGGGUAUCGUCGCUCUCCACGCGAAUGAUCGCGUACGACAGACACUGUUUCAAGUUGAUGCUCCACAGAAUCUCGUGCAGUUGGUGACUCUAUCAGGUCCUGGACGUGACGAGAAAGUGGCAAGACUCGCGAUAUUUGCACUAGCAACAGUCACAAAUGAGGCGUUGGUUUCUCGCACAGGCCCAUUAGUGCGUCCGGAACUCUCGUCGUCGUCGGGAGCAUUACACCCACUGCGUGUCAGCACUAUUGCAAGCUGCGAAGGCAUGCAGGGGAAUGACGUUUUGACGCUUGUGUAUGCUCGUGCGAUUGAGAGACUCGGCAUUGGGUCGACCUACGCGCUGAAGUUGCUGGCAGCUCUCAGUACAGCGUCUCACGUCAAAAAAUACUUGUGCGAAGCAGAAAGCGUGGUCAGAAUGCUGGAAUACCUUCGAGGUGCAAGCGCUGACUUCCUCCCCAGUUUAUUGGUUCUCUUUCUCGAAUGCUGCAGCAACGGCGAUGACUGCAGUUUAUCUUUCUGUAAGUUAUUGGAGACUACGCCUGAUGCACUGCAGAUACUCGGCGCGCUCUUCCAGAAGCAUCAACCAGAGCAUCUGUUCGGCUUGACCCCCUUACUCGGCGCUCUUGCGGGACAUUCAGCACUGAUCAAUGAACACAUCAGCUCGUCAACCUUUUUUGUAGACCAGGCGUUGAAUGUUGCUUCACGAGUGGAUCAUGAAGCCCUUCACGAACAAGUUUUAGGCUUCCUGGAAGGCCUCACUGCUCAUAAAAACACACGGGCGCUGGAGCAGAUUUUCGCCAGUGAUCCCGAUCGCAUCGCCAAUUUACUGCAAGCAUCACUCAACACACGAGCUCAGUUGUUGGGGGCUACACUGCUGCGACGGCUAUUCAAGCGACUUAACUCGAUUGAUAUUCCCUCCACCGUAACGCAGCGUCAUUUGGCGAAACUGUUAGCAACUUCCAGUGUGGAUAUCGCAGUGGCUGUUGCUGCGUGUCGAGUGUGGGGAAACCUUUUCCAGUACGAAGACAAAUGUGUCGCUUUCGCUCAGAUCCCAGAUUCAGUGUCGGGUCUUCUCCAAUUGUUACAGCGAUGCAUCGGUAACCAACCAGCGUUUGAUCCAGCGACGAUUCAAGUCUCCAGUGACUUGGAAGCUGAAGAAAAGAAGGUCGUCCUAUCAGGUCUAAAGCCUCUGUACUGGGUAAUUCGAAGUGUAUUCCGGACAGCGUGCUGCGAGACGACCAAGCAAGCUCUCAUUGUGGCGCCCCAUUUCCUAUGUAUUAUGGAUUUAUUCCCUCAUUUCUGCGAUCCCAUCGCUCGACUUGCAAUCGACACAAUGAGUGAGCUAGCAAGAUCGAAGACUCCAGGUUUACGUCGCACUUUAGCUGUGCCAGUUGUGCUGAACGCCAUUCAGCAGCUUCUUCUUGAUCGUGAACGUGCAUCUACUGGCCGUGGUGUGCUCCCACAACGUCACGUGCUUCGCUUUCUCGGACUGUUGGCUCGAAGAGAUGCAACGAUCCAGCACCUCGUUGUGGAGCGUAGACUACUAGAGGCUUUGCUACUUCUGCUGCACUCUCCAUCCACCGCUCUAAACUCUGAGCUCCUUGCUGAGACUCUGGAUGCUCUAGCUUGGGUCUGCAGUGCUGCUAGGUCCCCUGCACAUGUCGAAGCGCAAGCUGAGAUUGACGACGAAGCAGAAGUCGAGACGCUACAAGCAGAAGUACCCGCUAGAAGAGUCGUGGCUACGUCCAAGAUGGUGGACUUUACACUGCGCCAUGUCGACUCAGCUCUUGCCCCUGUGGCUCAUGCCAGUCUUCAUCUACUCCAACGACUUGCGUGUGAACAGCCCGGAGUUCCUCGGUUUGUAUACGACGCUAAUGGAGCUUCAGUAGUGAUGCGAGCACUGCAACAACGUCCUGAAUACGCUGUACGACGUCGAGCGUGUGGACUUGUGCGUCACCUGGUUCAUCGACACGACGGGAAUCGUCAACAUUUCGAGGAAUUAGGCGCAACGAGCUUCCUGGUAGAACUCAUCAAAGGACUUCAGGCGCUUGCGGCGUUGUGUGAAGGCUCAAGUCCUGCAGCUAGGGCGUCAAAGAAAGAAUUACUCGAAUGUGAUCAAUCCGCAGCGCUUGUACGAAUUGUGAGCGCUGACGACGAUGAACGGCUUUGUGCGGCGUGGACGCGUGCACUAGCCAUGGGGACAUUUGCAAGUAGCAACAACCAACGCCGUCUGGUAUCAGCUGGACUUGUCCCUCUACUUACCAAGUUGUUGCGUCAUCCCAGUGGCUUUGUGCGCGUUCCAACAGCUCAACUCCUUGCCUACUUGGCUGAAGCUCAAGAGAACCGUGGAGUUAUUCUGAACGAAGGUGGAGAAGUUCUACUAUCAGGGAUCAUUGCAAGUUUACAGUCUGAACUUCCUGGAUUACAGCGCUACGCAGCUCUCUUGGUAGCCAAUCUAGCCACUCGACAUGAAGCGAAUAAAGUGCGAUUGGGAGCUGCGGGUGCUGCGUCUCCGCUGGUAGAUCGACUAUCUUCCCAACGGAGAAAUGUUCUGGAGAAUGUCUUGCUAGCUGUCGUGAAGCUUGGAUCUCACGCUGGAAACAAAGUCAAGCUAGGAGGAAAAGUGUGUUUCGAGAAAUUAUUAUCUCUCGUCCAUCACGAAGUCCUCGAAGUGGCUAAAGGUGCGGCCAGAGCUCUCGCAGUGAUUGUGGUGGGCAACGACGCCAACAAGAAGUUCCUUCUUCAGUGUGAAGCUCCUGUCGUCGCAGAGUUAAGUGCGUUGCUCAAAGGCUCGAAUGGUUCUAUCGUGGAGAGUACCAUGCUUGUACUGGGAGAGCUGGCUCCGAUGCCAGCACAAGCACUCGAAUUAUCACGCUGCAUUGAUGUACUGGCAGUAGUCAAGUUGGUUUCCCACAUCAAUCCACGUAUCGCACGUGCAGCGUUGCUCGUCGUCCGGCAUCUCACUCGUGAGUCCUUCAACAAGACUCGCUUCGGAUUUCGUGAGUGCGUAGAGGCUCUUUUAGCUCGGUUGAGACUUGGUCUGAGUGGCGCGAGUGGUGCUGAUGAGCUGGAGAUGGUGGAGCUGACGGUCACUUGUCUUGCCAACUUGUCUUUCGCCCCCAGAAAUGCCUCACGUAUCGCUGAACGAGGCGACUCGUUAUUGCUUCUGCUACAGCUUACGACGUCCGCUUUACCUGCUGCAGUGAAGGAUUAUCUGUCGGAGAGAGAAGUAUCUCGUCUAGUGUCUCAAAACGACGAAGAAAUGUACCAGAGUAUGGCCAGAGAUUCCUUCAAGAAGGGAGUUAUCAAGAGUGAUGAACCUCGUCGAGCUGAGCUUGGGUCUCGCGCUGCAAUGCUGGACUUCAUUGCCUUUCCAAGUCUACAGACAGCUGUGCUGGAGCAAACGUUGCUGCUUCUAAGCAACUGCGCCGAACAAUAUCGCACGCUUGAGGUUGUUGAUACCCUCUCUGUGGCUGUGUUAUGCCAGGCUCUACAACAUUCCAGCGAACUCGUCGCGAGAUGUGGAUGCUACACUUUGGCCUGUUGGCUAAAGCAGAAUACUACGCUUCAAGACGCAGCUACCAAACGUGGGGCGCUGCAGACACUGUCCAAGCUGCUGACCUCUACUAGCCUUGUGGUCGUGGAAGCUGCUGCCUACGUGUUGUCCAAACUCGCAGCGCGUGGUGAUAAUCCGAUGAAGCUGGUAGCACUUGACGUUCCAGCCACACUAGUGCACGGCAUUCUGAGGAAACCGGCUAACGUGCCGCACGAUCGCGUACUUGACCGUGCUGUAAGACUGCUAGGUACAUUGGUACAAUUCUCACGCGUUCGGCAGGGACUUAAAGGUGAAGAGAUCAUUGCGGAUGUACUCACGCCUUUGCUACAGCUACACACUCAGACGCUGGGCAAGAACAUCAGCCGUCUAGUACUAGCGCUGCUAGCGGACGAUUCGCUCAAGUUCUUCUUGCCGAAAAAGACGGUGUCAUUGCUACGAGUCUGCUUCGUUCAUCAAGGUACAAGCGCGAAGACGAUUCGUAACGUGCUUCGUGUGUUCGCACUGCUCGUUACAGUGGAAGAGCACAAGACGACGAUCACUCUAGAAGACAGCGGUGAAGCACUUGGACGUAUUGUACAAGAACUGAGGGGCAACGAAGGAGUCCUGGGUGAGAACGACGAGACUGUUCUAGGCCUUCUUGCGUGCAUCGCAGGGACAAGGAAAAUCGCUGUACUUCUCCAUGAAAAUGACGUCUACGUGAGGUUACCGCCGUAUAUUUUAACGCUGCAAACUCGCCGUCUUCAUUCGGUUCAAACUGCUGCUCGGCUUUGUAAGUCACUGGGUGACCAGGCUGUGCGUCGACUAUCCGAGCUGGAAUUCACGAGUUUGUUGUUAGAUUUGCUGCCGUUGUACUUUACAGCUAGCCCUACGAGGCUUUCGCAGUUGGUGUGGGAGUGUCUUGACGUCUUGCGGCAAUUGUGCUCGCUUCCUUACGACGAGCAAGUCAUCGUGGAGGAAGGUGGUGUUGAAGUUAUAGUCGCGUACUUCGAGCUGUGGUUGUCCGUGACUUUGGGUGUUGCACCCGAUUUGCUCCCGUCAGAAGGCGAAUCUCUCAUACUGGCGCUGACAGUGUCGCUCUCUGCGAUCAUCCGUACGCUUUCAGCACAAACUCCCUACCGUGAACUGCUGGUACAUGCUGGAGGAUUCCCUCUCGUCUUGAAGGCACUUGCUCUUGGCACACCAGAGCUACCAAAUCCACAACGUGAGCAGCUUGCAGAAGCACUUGCUGGGUUAAGUUCCUUGCCGAUCAUGGUGCCGUACCUCGAGGCUUCUCCUGAUCUAGUGGCUCCAAUGUUCCGCUUCAUGGUGGCGCCUCAUACGCAACAACUGACGCACUUGCUUCUACUAUCGCUGCGCGCAUUUGCCGACGUCAUGGAAGUGUCGCCGGCGAGUCGUUCGUAUGUAUUGGAGAUCACAGGCGGUACCGUCCAGCCGCUUCCUUUCUUGCUGUCAUGUCUACAAAGCUCAAGUAUUUCUGCUACGGAUGACAGUAUCGUGAGGCUGCUCCACACUAUGCGGUCGAUUCAGCGUUUGGUUAUGGACGAAGCCACAGCUCGAAUCUUGGCAUCUCUUGAUGAUCUUCCAUCUAUUGGGAGAUUGCUAUCUCAAGUGCUACCUCUUCCAAGCUACGACGACCGACUGGAGAUUGUACAGCUCAUGGCUACCGAGACUUUGGGCUAUUUGGCCUUCUUUGGUCACGCCCCACAACUUCGUCUUGAACGUUCGGCAAUUGCACGGUUGCUGGCUCAAGCGGACUACACUAAAGAUGAAAGCGUGAAGCCUGAAAACGUCGCAACGACUAUCUGGACUUUGACGCUUCUAGCAACACCACAAGUGUCCAGCUCAAAUGAACCUGAAAAAAUGGAAACUACCGCGAGCUGUGUGCGUAGCUGGAUAUGGGAAGAGCCUCGUGGGCUCGACGUCCUAAUUAGCUGUGGUCUGCGUGCUCCUGACUGUUUGAAUCUACCCAGAUCCGUCGUCUCGCAUGUGUUGAGUGUGCUCAGAACUGCGACGGAGAAGGAGCCGGAAGCUGAGACCGUGCUCGCUCUACUUGUUCACAAGCAAGUAUGUACACCGGUUGCUGCUCUACUUGAAGCGGUAGAGCCAAACGUUCGCCGCCCAGCAUUGCAACUUCUCGCGCGUAUACUUAACAAACAAGUAUGGGCAUCGAACGAGCCUGACGAACGCUGGAGUGCCGUCCUACUGCAUCUGGCCGAAUGGCUGCACAUUUACGCUCAGGAUCCUCAAUCUAUACCGCUAAGUGAGCUGCGAGAUGCCUUCAGCUGUCUGAGCGUAUUGACAUCGCACAACGAGAUUGCAGCUCAAUUCCAGAAAGGAGAAGCUCCUAGGGGUCUCAUUAACUUAGUAGCGACUUCACUGCAUCAUUUCGGCGGUAAACGCCUGCCCAGCCGACCUGAAAGUCUUGUGCUCAUUCGACGAGAGUCGACUUACAGCGAAGAAUCAAGUCCAGAAGCUACUGACACAGCAGAGCGAACUCGGUUGAACUGGUCGCUGCAGUUUGCGACCGUGCUGCAUGUACUGCGAGUGUGUCGCCGUCUCAUAUCGUUCUCAACUAAACUGAGUGAAGAUGCUCUCGAGCUGCACGUACCUCGUGCACUUGAUAGUCUUGUACUGCUUCAUGAUCGCCAGAUAUUGGAUGAAGCUCUGCGCUGUAUGCUUCAUCUCGCAACGCUACAUGGUGAGGAGACGGAGCUGUUGUUCUCUUCCGACCGCACUGUAGCUCGACUGAAAGGCUUGCUUCAGAGCGAGUCCAGACCAUUACAAGCUCGCAUCACACCCAUCUUGUCUCUCAUGGCAGCAAACAUGCCCACGUUGCCAGGAUUGUGCAGCAUGGACGGCGUCCUCAUCUUGUCUGACCUCGCUGUCAGUAGCUCGGCAGGUGGGAUCCUAACAACGACUGGAGCCAACACAGCUCCCACUUUCGAUCGUCGUGUCUUCGAAGACUCGUGUACAAUGUUACACAUGGUUUUCUCUCAAGUAGAAGGCAUCGUCCUCGCGUUUGAUGUGGCUCAAGUGGUGCCGAAACUCUUCGGUAUCGUGGAGACAAUGACUGCUACUGGCAUCGCAUCGAGAGAUGACACUGCAGAGGUACCAGAGCUGCUUCAUUUGCUAUUAAGUGUACUCGUCAAAGUCUCAGCAGUCCCUGCUGUACACGUGCGUUUUCUGGAGUUACUGCCUCGAAUUUGCCGUCUUCUAGAUGGUGAAAGUGGCCCAGCAAAGCUCACCGGACGGUGGUGUGAGAUGCUGCUGUCGAUCCUGUUUAACGUGUUUGGCUGUCCUUUCGGAAGCAACUUCAAGACGCCAGUCGAGACCCUUGCACAAGGAAAAAACGCUCUUCUUCCUCAGCUUUUACCUCUGAAACGAUGGCUGUCUGCUGUCGAUUUCUUCCCUACGUUGGGUCGAUUGAUAAUCGAGCUGAUCCGUGCUUUCGUUGGCAAUGGAGAGCUCUCUUCUCCAUACGCAACGCUGUUUAACAGUGGAGAAGAUAUCCCAGCGCUGCUUAAGCUAGUUGGAUCAUCAAGUGAAGAGGUUGCAAUCCCGUCUGCACAAUUGUUGCUUGCAGUGCUAAAGCAGCGCGAUGUACGUGUUGCUUUGAUCGUGGCGGACGGUAUACCAGCUCUCGUAGCAGCGCUGUGUCAAGCGAGCAACAUCAAGGUGCAGAACUUGUUAUUGACUCUGGUCCUCGACUUAUCUCGAGGAGAUACAGAGGUGCAGGCACUGCUGUUGACCGAUCCACAUUGUGUGGCACGUCUCGUGGGAUUCGUACAAGAAUCGGUGGACAUUCACGCAGCAAACGACAACAAAGAGAUCAACCAAAGUCUCGAUGAACGACUCAAAUUGACGUGUACACUAUUGACCGAGUUAUCCCGUGCACUUUACGGACCAGAACGAAUCGUGGAAGUGAGUGGACAUUUACCGAUGCUCGCGUUGAGUAUCCAGCAGCAAGAGCGCGAUAUCUUAGGAGCCCGAAGGACAGUUGAAAUCCUCACGAACCUCGCUAUUGCUGGCUUGACCGUGGCUUCAGGCCUCGCUGCGUCCAAAUUACCAUCACACUUUCUGUCGUGUGUACUCGCGGAUGACCAAGAACCAUCAAAACUGAACGAGACACAUGCGUUACCAGGUAAACGACAACUGGCAUUGACCGGGUUGGUCGCUCUAGCGAAAGCAAACCGCGAACUACGAGCUACACUCGCUCAGAACAAACCUCUCGUCGUAUUACUCGAAAGUCUGCUACAGAAUUCAGACCAGAGUACGCCCAUUACAGUAUCUCGCGACGCACUGCAGCUUGUCUACUUGAUGAGUACUGCUGGCUGUGUCGGUUUGGUCAAUCACUCCUCAAGAGAUAUACUAUCUCGCAUAUGCGCUAUCAUUCUUCAAAGCUUGACUCUCCACAAAGAAGGCGACGACUUGCAGGAUGAGGAGUUCACUCCAGUGGAAGUGGCACGUGGGUUAACGUUACUCGCUAAUCUGUUAGAUGUGGCGCACGAACAGGAGGCCAAAGUCAAGUGGCAUCCACAGAAAUUGUUGGAUCUGGCAGCUCUACUUGAAGCCCGUGUGGCGGCACAUCAAACACCCAAGCGACAGCUUCCAGCCUUACGUGUUCUUCGUGGUGCAUUCUCACUAACAACGGCAGACACUAGCAAGAAAUUCUACUACCCGUUGACACCCAAACUACUCGCUGAACUGCUCACCGUUCUGCUCGUUAGUGCAUCACGUCAGCAUCGUGAAAUGGCCGAGCGCAUCGUGGUGUCAGCCUUCCAGAACGACCCCGAGCGCGCUCGUGAGUCCGUCGGCGACAACCAAAUUCUGGAACAACUUCUGAUUGUAUUCACGCAACCAGGUACCGAUGCGUCCGAGUUGGCUGUGGUCCUCACUCAAGUGCUAUACGUGUCCAUCUCUCGAGGAUUUGUCGUCAGUCAGCGAUUCCUUGCGAAGUUACCGGCGCUGCUGGCAUUGUACUGCGGUUCCUUCGAGAGCGACGAUGCUAAUCAACCGUUGAAGAUAGCGUUGAGUGUUUACCUCAGCUUCGUGCACUCGAGUUGUCCGCCAGAAUCAGCCAUGAGGUCGGGGAUAUCCGACAUGUUGCGCUCUGAGGGAGAUUCACGUCGAGCACUGACUGUUUUGCUUCACCAACUGCUGCUGGUUCAUCCCUCUGUGUGUUUAUCUGCUCACCCUUCCAAGGUAUCGUUAGAUCCAGAGGAUGCAAUGCUGUGGACUUGUAUCGUCGAAAGCGUGAGUCCAUUAACCCCAGCACUAGCUUCGACACUCUUGUCUCAAGCAUCAACUUCCACUUGGAUGUGCUUUCUUCGAGACUGGUUGCACAUGGUGGAAAAAACAGAGAAACCAGACGAAGAAUUGCUGAGGAAUUCGUGUCGAAUGUUUAAUUUAUGCUGCCAGUGUCUUGUAGUGUUGAGCUGCGGAGGAGAUAGUUUACCACCUCGUGUAAUUGAGGGAGCGUUGCAAGCAAUGCUGGAUGUCCGUGAAGCUUGGGGAGAUGCGCUCGUCCUUACUGGUUGCAGCACAUUCAAAGGCACAGCAGCGUUGCUACCCAAGCUUCUUCAUGUGUUCCAAGUACCCGAGCGUGAAGCCAAUCUAUCGCGCCAUUUGGUGCUCCAGCUCUUGCUGCUAUUAGCAAGUACAGGACACUUAAUCGAAGAGAUGAAAGCUGCUGGAACGCGCAGCGCGUUGGAGAACAAUCCGUUGAUUGCACCUGGUGACAAGGCGCUGCCGGUUGCACUUUUGGGAAUGCUUGGAUACAGUGCCGAUCUCAACGAAGAGUUUGCUAGAGCGCUACAACAAUUCGACGCUGCCAGGUCUGAAGAGGAGCGGCGAGAGCGUGUGGCGUAUCUGUUGCGUUUCCUCGAACGCUACGUGCUAACUCACGCGCCGACGAAAGAGCAAGCCAUCGAUUCCUUCACGAGUUACCUUGUGGCCGAUGCUGAAAAGGCUCAAAACGUUGCCAUGGCGACUGAACAUGAGCCAGAAGUGACGAAGGAUGAAUUCUCAUCAGCGAGUAAACUGGCAUCGAUCAUUGCAAGCGAUUGUGUGGCGUCUCUGGUCAAGAUCUCUGGCUGGAGUCCGCCUGAUCGAAGUAUAUCGUCGACUUUGAGCAGCUUUGGAGAAUUGUAUCUUGCUCGCUGGGAUCUCAACGCCCUGCUGGCGGUAGCUUUUGCACGACAACGUGGGGAUGAAGACAAUGACUUCCAGGAGAGACCUCGGCUGGAAAGUACUCAAAUAGCGCACGUUUUAGAGUUAGCUGGGCUUGUUAGGGCUCAGUUGGAGGAGAACGCUCGAACGGGAGGCAGCGGCGUUGUCGUCGUCGGUCAAAUUGACGCCCGAUGGCUCUGCAACGCCUUUAUGUUACAAGUGCUGGAGCUCGUGCAUUGGCUGGCAGUGAACAGCUCCACCUGUUUCGACGAUAUUUGUCGGAAUGCUGCCUUGCUUCAUGUCUUCUUCACGCCGUUAAUGCCGGUUUUCUGCGGAGAUGUCAACGGAGAAAAAGCGAUGGAGCUCUUCUUAAGUCUAGUGGAAAUGACGGUAAAUACGCCCACGCCUGGAGCUGAGACGACUGCGAGUAUUGAAGAGCUGCUGCUUGAGCUACUCAAGUUUCUGUACGCUCAAGUCGAAGACGGUUUACUCCAAAAUGUGCGUGCUCGCUUGCUGCUCUGUGUUCUCGUCAUCCUGCAACGUACUGGAGACGCUGGACGAGCUGCUUGCGUGGCCUACGAACGCGCAAUACAGCAGAUUCUGUGGCAUAUUCACGCAUCAUCGGCCUCUGAACUUCAAGCGCGAUGCAGCUGGGAACUUCUGAGCUCGCUCUCUGAAUUAGAUCCAGCUAUCACUUCGCUAUUUAAUCUCGACGCUAUCCCCGUCCUGCUUCGCGAAUGUGGCUGCGAUUUAAGUAAACAGGAGACUCGGCCGUCUUCAGGGAGUUGGAGACAUUCGAAGCGUGCAGUGGCUUUCAGACAAGCUGAAGCUCUCAAGUGUUUAGCACGUGCAGCAAACACGCACGACGAAGUGUUGUUGAAGAUUGGAGAAGCUCCUGGGAUCGCCGCUACUUUACCGGUGGACAGCGCGGGUGUCCAAGCUCAUGCUGCGCUCUUGAUCGCACGAAUUGCAGCUCAGGAAGACCUGCGAGCCUCACUAGUAUCCCCAGAAAACAUUUCACUACUCAUCGAAUCCCUCGAGUCGGUGCAUUUACCUGUGGUAUUACACGCACUACAGGCUCUAGCUCACCUCUGCGCGUUCUCACUCUGUCUGGAUGCUCUUGUACGCAACGCUACGGUGCCAGUGCUGGCCCAGAUUCUCUUCUCGCCGCUAGUAGAGACGCCUCGUCGCUGUGAGAUUGAAGCGUGCGUGCUCGCUCUUCUCGGUAAAAUGUGCGACCGCAGCCAGAUUGUAAGUCGCCGAAUUGUGUCUUCGAAUCUGCUGCCAAAACUGUGUGAGCUCUUGGUCGUUGAGAAGCAGUUCGAAUACACCCAACGUGAGUUUGGCGUACACAAUAACGCUGUGUGGAUAGUCUACAGCUUGUCCAAAGACGCCGAACUUGUCCCCAAGCUGGUCGCACACAGCAUCCUUGAAACGCUGAGUGAUCAACUACUGGAGUACGAGCAGAGUUCUAGUCAACGCAAGGCACUAGGCGCGAUGAGUCGGCUUGCAAGUGUUGCUGAUAUGGAUUCAGCAUUUCUCCAGUCUUUGAUCCGCCAAAUUGUUGAGAGUGUCCGACGCAACGUCCCCGUACCAGACGCGCAUCGCUCUGUCACCAACGCGUUAGCAGUGUUUAAUGCCAUCCUAAAAGCUGGGAAGAAUCGUCACAGCCAACAACGUCACCGACGACCUCAGAGUGAAGGUGUGCGGGCCGCUCUCGACCUACUUGGCGCUGUAGACCCUCGAAUUAAACUGGAAGCCUUCCGUGUGGUGUCAGAGUUUGUUGAGGAUCAUCCCGAUCUUAACGAGGUACGCGAACUGCUUCUCGGGUCAGAAGGACACGACGGCUCUCACGCUCUAUUGAGUCUAGUACGAGCUCUAUCGGAUGAAGCGCGUUCGAUCACGACAGCAGGUCGUGGCAAGAAUGAUCUGCUUCUUGUGGUGAUGACCUUGUUAAACAUGCUGCUCGCUGACGAAGUACUCAAGAUGAAGCUCACUCCGACGACCUACGACGUUGUGCUUCAAGUUGUUGUAGCCAUCUCUGCAACGAGCAGCAACCUGCGCGUACUAAGUGAGUCGCUCAAGGCUUUAACGACCAUGACUCAAGCUGGACAAGUGGCUGAUCUCUGUCCCGAUGCAGCUCUGGUCAGUAGUAUCGAGUCCCUUGUAAAGCUUCUGCAAGGUUUGAGUGCAGCUGAGGGCGGAUCCACCACUUCUAUGCGGUUAAACGCAUUAUUCCUGCUGGUGAACUUCGCUUCAUCUGAUCAGUGUCGACUCCGCAUGGCUCGCUGUGGAGCCCUGGAAGCUCUUCUUGGCAUUAUCCAGUCUCCUGGUGGGGCCACGCAAGACGAUCAACUUGUUCAACUUGCUCUACUCGGCGUAGCUCUCAUGACCACAGGCGGUGUCAGCGACGCGGCUGCUGUUGUCGAGUUAUCUAGAGCUGUUGACACUCUGGUACGGCUGUUGAGCUCAAAGAGUCCGAGUAUGCUCUUAAAGAAUGCGAUUGUGGCGCGUGGUGGACCAACAGCGUUGCAAGCCAUGCUCAACGAAAACAUGAGCAGCGACAUACCUGCACUCCUCAAAGGAGCAACUCAGCCACAACGACCAGCGUCAUCGACCACGAGGAUACGUGAAUACGCUCCAAAAGCCAUAAAGGCGCUUGGAUUCGCCCCCAUCAUGCCUCAAGGUCCACCGCAGUGA
Messenger RNA from Phytophthora infestans T30-4, 13503 nucleotides. RefSeq lists its product as uncharacterized. The transcript is spliced from 16 exons. Gene Ontology annotation, molecular function: protein binding. Lineage: Eukaryota; Oomycota; Peronosporomycetes; Peronosporales; Peronosporaceae. The record is from RefSeq and is a predicted model, not a curated record. Bases 1 to 13503 code for a protein of 4500 amino acids.